AUGCAUGAGAUGAGUUAUAAUCCAUUUCAUGGUAAUGGAGGUGGUGAUUCCAAUGAUGAUGCAGCACGAGGUCAAAGAUAUCGAAGGAACAAUGAUCAUAAGAAAUCUUUUAACUUUAAAGUUGACAAUCCAGAUUUUGAUGGACGAAAUGAUCUGAAUAAGUUCAUAGAUUGGCUUAACUCUGUUGAAAGGAUCUUUGAAUUUCAAGAAAUUUCAGAAGAUCGUAAGGUGAAAUUUGUUGCUAUCAAGUUGAAGAAAUAUGCAUCUAUUUGGUGGGAGCAUUUAAAGAAGCAGCGAGCUCGUGAUGGCAAACAAAAGAUUACAACAUGGGACAAGAUGAAAAAGGUGGAAAAACAACAAAAGGAUACUCGUCGAUUUGGUGGGAGUUUCUCUUCAAGUAGUGGUGCUUCUAACCGAGGGAGUGCCUCUCCGUCUAAAAAUACAUCAACAUCAAAAGAUACAAAACAAAAAGCUACUGCAAGUAAGGAAACCCAUACUGAUUUUGUAAAACCAAGUGGUCCUAACAACCAAAAGAUAUGUUUCAAAUGCAAGGGUUUUGGGCAUUUCGCUACCGAUUGUCCAAACCGAAGGGUUGUUACUUUUGUUGAGGAAAAAGAAGAGGAAGAAUCUUAUGGCACAGCCCCUAUCUACGAUGAUUCUGGUGAUGACGGAGAAAUCACUUAUGCAGAUCAUGGAGAAUCCUUGGUGAUACGUCGCAGCCUCAAUACUACCUAUGGAGAAGAUCAAUCAUGGCUUUGCAAUAAUAUCUUCCACACUAGAUGCACUUCUCAUUGUAAAGUGUGUGAUGUCAUUAUUGAUGGAGGAAGUUGCGAAAAUGUUGUGGCCACUACAAUGGUCGACAAGCUGAAGUUAAAGACCGAAGACCAUCCUCAGCCUUAUAAGUUAUCAUGGCUUCAUAAAGGUAACGAGUUGAAGGUAACUCAAAGAUGUCUUAUUCAAUUUUCUAUUGGCAAUAAGUAUCAAGAUGAAGUUUGGUGUGAUGUUAUUCCAAUGGAUGCUUGUCAUUUGCUUCUUGGUCGACUGUGGCAAUUUGAUAGGAAAACUCAUCAUGAUGGCUUCAAAAAUACUUAUAGUUUUGUCAAAGAUGGCGAGAAGAUUAUUCUGGGACCGGCCAAGACAAACACUAGUCCUAACCCUUUAAAAAGGGAUGGAAAUAAUUUAGUCUCCAAGUCCCAAGUGAAAAAUGUUAUGUGUGAAUCCGGUGAGGCCUUUGCAUUGGUAGUCUUGGAAGAGAAUGAAGAUGGACAUGCUGUCCCUUCCCAAGUGCAACCUCUUCUCCAAGAAUUUCAAGAGGUAGUACCAGCUGAAAUUCCAUCAGGACUUCCUCCCAUACGAAAUAUUCAACAUUGCAUUGAUUUAGUCCCCGACGCUUCAAUUCCAAACAAGGCAGCCUAUAGAAUGAGCCCUAACGAGUAUAAAGAGUUACAAAGACAAGUUGAGGACCUUUUGGUUAAAGGUCUUAUCCGAGAAAGCAAGAGCCCCUGCGUUGUCCCAACCCUUCUUGUACCAAAGAAUGAUGGUUCAUGGCGAAUGUGCAUUGAUAGUAGAGCGGUCAAUAAGAUCACUAUCAAAUAUCGUUUUCCUAUUUCUCGCCUUGAUGAUCUUCUCGACCAGCUUCAUGGGUUUAAGGUCGGCUCUAAAAUUGAUCUUCGAAGUGCCUAUCAUCAAAUUCGUAUGAGACUGGGCGAUGAAUGGAAAUCGACAUUCAAAACAAGGGACGGUCUUUAUGAAUGGUUGGUAAUGUCAUUCGGUCUUUCUAAUGCUCUCUCUACUUUUAUGCGGCUUAUGAAUCAUAUCUUUAAACCAUUCAUUGGGAAGUUUGUUGUUGUCUACUUUGAUGAUAUUCUUGUGUACAGCUCUAGCCCGAAAGAACAUUUGGAACAUCUUCGACAGGGUGGCAAUUUCAAGUGGACGAACGAGGCGCAACAAAACUUUGAACUUCUUAAAAGAAAGGUUACAGAAGCUCCAAUAUUGCAACCACCAGAUUUUGACCAAGUUUUUGAAAUAGACUGUGAUGCAUCAAAUGUGGGAAUCGGCGGUGUCCUUAGUCAAAAUGGGAGACCCAUUUCUUUCUUUAGUGAAAUGUUGAAUCAUUCUCACCGCGACUAUUCUACCUAUGAAAAGGAAUUCUUUGCCAUUGUCCGAACCUUGGCAACAUUAUCUCCUCCAUAA
Molecule: messenger RNA, 2193 nt
Organism: Zingiber officinale
Lineage: Eukaryota; Viridiplantae; Streptophyta; Magnoliopsida; Zingiberales; Zingiberaceae
Exons: 3
Coding region: 1-2193 (730 amino acids)
Molecular function (GO): zinc ion binding; nucleic acid binding
Source: RefSeq, a predicted model, not a curated record